AUGCCAGACAGCUGGAACACAUCUUCAGACAGCGUAGAAGCACGAACUGCAGGCAUUAUUGUGCCGGUGGUCUUCUCCCUCAUCUUCUUUGUGGGCACAGUAGGGAACGGCUUGGUGCUGGCUGUGCUGCUGCGCAAUGGACAGGUGAAAUACAACACCACCAACCUGUUCAUCCUUAACCUGGCGGUGGCGGACCUGUGCUUCAUUGUCUUCUGCGUCCCCUUCCAGGCCACCAUCUACACACUGGAUGGGUGGCUCUUUGGUGCCUUUGCCUGCAAGGCAGUGCACUUUCUCAUCUACCUCACCAUGUAUGCCAGCAGUUUCACCCUGGCAGCUGUCUCUGUGGACAGGUAAAUACAAGCACUCCUUCUCUCUGGCAUGUCUCCCUCUCUGUCCUCCAAACCAAUAUAUUGCUUGAUCAGUAGAAGGAUCCUACUUCUUCCAUAGGAAGGAGUAGAGGACAAAGGACCUUGCUCCUUUGAAUACCUUUCAGGGAUGGGAGAGAAAUGUGAUCCACUUUGCAUUUAAAGGUGAACCUACCAAAUUUGCACUUGGGAACAGAAACACAGCUCUGUUUCCAAAGUCACGCUUUUCUGAAUUUUGCAGUCAGUUUUCCAGCGUACAAAGAUGCAUAUACUAAAGUAAAGUGUGUAUUAAAAUGCACGCAUCACCAAAAAUAGCAUUGUAUUAGGGAAGAUUGGUUAUAAGAAAAGAUUGCAUGGAAAAAUAUUUAUAGCAGGAGAAAUUUUCACUAAAAUGCUGAUGAAUUUCCAUGAUGAUUUAAAAUAAAUGAAUGAAUCUUAAAUUGCUGCAAACUGUGGAGAGCUGAAUUUGAUACCAGAAAAAUGAAAGAUCCUUCCAAACCUGCUCCACAUACAUUUUCUCAAUACCCUUUCUCAAGUUUUCUCCAUUCCUUUGUCCUUAACAACCUAAUCCCACUUAGUACCUCUUGCUGUUUCUGCAUAGGGGGCACCUUAAUAAAUUUGUGCCUGAACAUGCAAUCUCCCAGUUCACUUGGAUUCUUGGCAUUCCUCAGGCAUAUGUGUUUCUGCACUCAGUUUUCUGUAUUGAAGGAGGAAGGAAACACAUUGAAGGAGGAAGGAAACGCAUUGUACACAUAUGAAAAGCUUUGUGAAUUAUGGAAGCUCUUCCUAGAUCUGCAUAAGCUGUUGUGGGCCCCAAUUUGGAGUUUUCGUUGGCAGUUUAAGCUUAAGGAGUUUUGGGAAGAGCCUAGAAAAUAACUCUGUUGGCUUGUCACCAAGGUCACAUCCUCACCAGGCAUGUAAAGCACAUAACCUCCCUCAAAGAAUCAUGGGAACCGUAGUUUACCCCCUCACAGAGCUACCAUUCCCAACACACUCAAUAAACAACACUUCCCAGGAUUCUUUGGGGGAAGUCAUGUGCUUUUUCAACAUAUGGUAUGGCUGUGACCUGAGAUAAUAUGUGGAAAUGAGAAUAAGGAGGUGAGGCACUGAAGCAACCAUAGGAAAGGGAAGGUGAUGUUUUUUGGGCUUCUCAAAAUUUAUUGUGUUCAAGAAACUAACCCCUUUACCUCACACCCACUCUGCUUCCAGGUAUCUGGCUAUCCGUUACCCCCUGAAAUCCCGGGAUCUCCGGACCUCUCGCAAUGCAGCUCUUGCCAUUGUAAUGAUCUGGACGCUGUCACUGCUUUUUGCAGGACCGUAUCUCAGCUACUACCAAAUAGUCCACUACCAGGAGGUGCCCAUCUGUGUCCCUAUUUGGGAGGACCAGCGCCGCAAGAUCUUGGACAUCCUCACCUUCGUAUUUGGCUACGUCCUCCCAGUCUUUGUCGUCAGCCUGGCUUACGCUAGGACCAUUAAGUUUUUGUGGACCGCUGUAGAUCCCAUUGAGAGGAUCUCGGAGUCCCGUAAAGCCAAGCGCAGGGUCACCAAGAUGAUCAUAGCAGUGGCCGUCCUCUUCUGCCUGUGCUGGCUGCCCCACCACCUAGUGAUCUUGUGCUUCUGGUUUGGCUAUUUCCCCUUUAACCGGGCCACCUACGCCUGCCGCUUGGCUUCCCAUUGCCUGUCCUAUGCCAAUUCUUGCCUCAACCCAAUUGUCUACGCUCUCAUCUCCAAGCACUUCCGCAAGAGAUUCAAACAGGUCUUCACCUGCCUCAUCAUCCAGGACAAGAACAAGAAGAGGCGAGCAGGCAACAAGGUCCACGUAGCCAAUGUCAACAAUGGUUUGGCCAACCAUACGGCAGGCUUCUGUGGAGGGAACACAGAGGUAACCCAACUCCAUGAGGAAAAUAUCCGAUGCUACCAGGGCCUGUUGCUGAAAGAAACUGAAGGGGGGGUGCCUGAGGCAUGGUCUCAUCAGUUAGAAGACACAGCCAUCUCGGAUCAGAGAGAGCUAAUGAAUGAAGAAGGUUCUGGGGCAACUGACAACAAUCAACUGGCUGUGACAACACAUGAGGGACUGUAA
Messenger RNA from Podarcis lilfordi (Lilford's wall lizard), 2445 nucleotides. Lineage: Eukaryota; Metazoa; Chordata; Lepidosauria; Squamata; Lacertidae. The record is from the annotation of a GenBank genome assembly.